UUUGGGGGCUAAGUGUUAUUUUAGGCUUGGAACCCACUACCUUUAAUCCUCUUUCAGACCCUUUGAUUCCCCACUGGCCGCGCAAAUGGCCAAACGUAGGGUUGAGAAGGAAUAUGCAGUUGUGGGAACUUGGGAGGAAACCAAUAUCACCCUCACUGUCUUAGAGCACUACGUACCGCGUUAUUUUUCACGUGCCAAGACCAUUUUUCACAUGUACCAAAAGAGCUUAGCGAAUCGAAACCGAAACAAUCGGAAGCCCCAGGUGGACGACGAUGUCAGGGCCAUGGUCAGACGCAAUCUGACCCAUGAAUACGACUUUUACUAUUUCUGCAAGCAGCGUCUGUAUAAGCAGUACAUAGCCCUUAAGCGGAAUGAAUUGGAACUAUUUUAUAACCCUUAACCCACUAAGACUGACCUUCUUUCGAUCCUGUUUAAGUUGUUUAGUAGUUGAAUAAUAAAGUACUCCGUAUAUAUAGUAACUAACCUGUAGAGAUUGUAGAGAAAGGAAAAUAUUGGCUAAGAGUAUAACUU
Molecule: messenger RNA, 531 nt
Organism: Drosophila bipectinata
Lineage: Eukaryota; Metazoa; Arthropoda; Insecta; Diptera; Drosophilidae
Product: heparan sulfate 2-O-sulfotransferase pipe-like
Cellular component (GO): membrane
Molecular function (GO): sulfotransferase activity
Source: RefSeq, a predicted model, not a curated record